AUGGACUUUUCACUCCUUUGCAUUCUCCAUGUCUUAAUGCUUCCUCGCUGGUCACAAGAAUCAGAAUCUCUACAGAGAAUAAAUCACAAGAAUUAUGAAACAGCUAUCCUGGGAAGAAACGUGACCAUCUUCUGCAACUUGACAAGUCUGGCAAAUGUUUUGCAAAUCACCUGGCAGAAAAUCCAAGACUCUUUGCCUCAUAAUAUUGGCACUUACAGCCAUAAAUAUGGAGAAAAGAUUCUCUCACCAUAUGCAAACAGGCUGCAGUGCAAGAUUCUGGAACCCAGCGCCUCUUUCAUGACCAUCCAAGGAGUAACAUUUGAAGAUGAAGCCUGCUACAAGUGUCUGUUUAACACUUUUCCACAAGGCAGUCAUGGAGGACAAACCUGCCUUAACAUUUUAACUGUAUCUGAACUAGUAACGGAACUCCAGUCUGCUCCUGGCUCUGAAGAUCUUCAUAAACUUCACUGUUCAGCCGUGGGAAAGCCUGCCCCUGGAAUCUCCAUUUACCCUUCACAAGUCAUGGUGCAGCCACCACAAGAGUACUUUGCUCAGAAUGCCAAUGCCACAGUGACUGUCACUAAAAUCUACAGCAUCUCUUUGAAAACUGCAUGGUCCCUGGGUCUCCAGAACCUGGUUGUGUCCAUGACUCACCCCGUAAGAAACGAAGAGAAGAUAGUCCAUCUGCCAGUCAAUGAAAGAGGUUCUAUGAAUCCUUGUUUAAACUGGGUGAUAGUUGCAACUGCAUUCAUCAUUUUGUUUUUUGUCUCAUGCAUCAUCAAUGUUGUCCUCUAUAUUAAUUUCCAAAAGAAAAGGUCAGAGAACUUGCCUGACCCAUCAUCAACACAGACGUCUAAUACAAUAUCAACUCCGAAGCCCACACCACCAUCAACAGAGAGUGAGAACUUAAUAAACCAACACCACCAGACAGAUAUAAUUGGAAGUAUGUAUAUUUUUAUGUCACUAGAUAUUCUUUAUGGAUCAUUUCAAAUUAAAUCAUGCAUUGGCUAGCAACAAUUA
Mastomys coucha (southern multimammate mouse) is the source of this 1020-nucleotide messenger RNA. RefSeq lists its product as uncharacterized. NCBI's taxonomy places the organism in Eukaryota, Metazoa, Chordata, Mammalia, Rodentia, Muridae. Gene Ontology annotation, molecular function: cell-cell adhesion mediator activity. The transcript is spliced from 5 exons. Gene Ontology annotation, biological process: negative regulation of macrophage activation; regulation of immune response. The coding region runs from base 1 to 1011 and encodes 336 amino acids. The record is from RefSeq and is a predicted model, not a curated record.